AUGUCUUGUAAAUGCAAAUUUAAUAAAGAAAUUGAAUAUUGUUGUUAUCAUUAUCCUGAAUUGAUUAAUAAAAAACAAAAUGUUGAUGAAUCACAUAUUACUUUUAUUAUGUCUUUCGAACAAGCAUUAAUACAAUAUUAUUCAAGAAAUCCACAACAAAUAACUCAUGAAGAAAUUUUAACACCAAAUUUAGAUAUUUUUAAUCGAUUAAAACAAGAAAUUGAAAGAACACAAAGACCUGAUGCGAUAAAAUUAAUUGAUAAUGAAUAUUUUGAUAAAAAAAUA
Messenger RNA from Racocetra persica, 285 nucleotides. The record is from the annotation of a GenBank genome assembly. Lineage: Eukaryota; Fungi; Glomeromycota; Glomeromycetes; Diversisporales; Gigasporaceae.